Cylindrotheca closterium is the source of this 1446-nucleotide messenger RNA. The record is from the annotation of a GenBank genome assembly. Lineage: Eukaryota; Bacillariophyta; Bacillariophyceae; Bacillariales; Bacillariaceae.
AUGGACUACCGGAAAUCCCACAACUUCAAUCCUAACGUGAUUGCUGCGAAUCUGGCAGAUUUUGGUGAUCACGACUUCUCAGAUGAUGAGAGCAGCGGGAGCUUCGCCCAUAGUUCGGAAGAGGAGGUAGAAUUGACAGAACUAGAAAUGGAAUCCAUGACUGCGGCAUCUGGAGUUGGAGAGAAACGACCGUCACGGGCAUUAGAACAGAUAAUGAUGGGAAUGCAUUUUGAUGAAAAAAAGGAAGCACCCCAAGUAGUAUCCAGUGACCACCAUGAUGCUUCCCACACAAAAAGAAAAGCGCAAAAAGACUCCCAUGAUAAGACAGGCGACACGCGGUCAAAGAUGAUGCACUCUACAAAGGUACCGAGUAAAAAGGCAAAGGAAAAAGACGGACAUUCUUCGUGGGAAGGAAAGAUUGAUGACAUUAUACAAAAACCUGCUGCAGGCAUGCAAAGCCCUGUGCCUCGCAAGCAGCAACCUGCGAUUGUUUCUCCAAGAGGCACUGCCGGCGGCAGCGUUCGACAGCGUCGGGGCAAGCGAUCCGAGAUGGUCAAAUCUAACAGUGCCCGCCAGCGUGGUGCUGGUGCUGGUGCUGUUUCUCCAGGUCGACCACGAAAACCCAGCAUGCAACAUCGCACACCAAGCAAGUCCAAACUAUCCAGUGACGAGAAAUCAGAUGAUCCCAUACCUCGUGGAAGUGGACAUGGUCCGAGUCGAAGACGACAACCUCGCACACCGAGCAUGUCCCAUCUAUCAGAUGAUGAGAACCCAGGUGGUGAGCCCAUCUCUCGUGGAAGUGGACAUGGUCCGAGUCGAAGACGACAACCUCGCGCACCGAGCAUGAACCAUCUAUCAGAUGAUGAGAACCCAGGUGGUGAGCCCAUCCCUCGUGGAAGUGGGCACGGUCCCAGUCGAAGACGACAGCCUCGCACACCGAGCAUGAACCAUCUAUCAGAUGAUGAGAACCCAGGUGGCGAGCCCAUCCCUCGUGGAAGUGGGCACGGUCCCAGUCGAAGACGACAACCUCGCACACCGAGCAUGAACCAUCUACCAGAUGAGGAGCACCCAGGUGGUGAGCCCAUCCCUCGUGGAAGUGGACAUGGUCCCAGUCGAAGACGACAACCUCGCACACCGAGCAUGUCCCAUCUAUCAGAUGAGGAGCACCCAGGUGGUGAGCCCAUCCCUCGUGGAAGUGGACAUGGCCACAGACGACAAAAUGCUCCUCGGCCCAAUGAACAUUCAGGUGACGAUGAGCAGAAAGCGGACGAUCCCAUUCCUCGCGGAAGUGGUCAUGGCCACAGACGGCGUCCAGCGGCUGCUCGACGCGCCGCCUCUGGAUCAUCUAAUGGGCCCACUCGACAGCCCUCGACGGCUCGACGAGCCAAACAUGCAGAUCCCAAUACGGCAGUGUUGAGUGGUGAAGGCACCGGACUCAAGUGGUGA